ACAAAUGGCGUCCUCGUUUUAUUUGAUUUAGUCAUUCUUCGAGACUAUCCAAAUAAUCGUAAAUGCUAACGAAGACAAAAAGGGUUACAUUGAUUAAUAUCUUGUAGAUUAAUAAUGAUAAUUUUCAAGAUUUAAUUAUGUUAACAAGGAAAAAGAAUAAAGUCUCGACGCCUACAGAAAUCGAUGUUGAUAGACCUCCGUCCGCUCUUUCAACGCUUAGUCAAAGAACUUUGACACCUGUUCAAAGUCUUGGAAGUGUUAUUUCAGUAAAAGAGUUUGGUAGCAAUAAAGAUGAUACAAAUGAUCCGAAGAAGGAAGACAAUGAAAAGCACGAACAAGAAACUAAUACUCAUGGGCAAGAGAGUAGAGGAAAUACGCCACAGUUAAAGAGAUCUAGAAGUCAAAUUAGCCAAAUUUCGGAAAAGUUGAAAAGAUCUCCUAGUAUUUCUUCUAUCCGAUCGAAAAUAUCUCAAGCCUGGAGCAGUACCAGAUCUAGAUCCAAUAGCGUAACGAGUCUAGUUUCUGGUAAAACAACAGCUAUGCUUGCGCCUGCCGAAAUGAACUUGAAACACGCCUAUAUUCCUUACAAUUUCGCUAAAGAUUACAUUGAAAAAAUCGUGCAGGACACGAAAAAUAUGCAAUUUAGACACGUCGAAAUUGUUAAAAGAAUAGACGAAAACUAUAAGACAAUUGAAAAUGAAACACAGUCGCACUUCAAUGUGUUCGUUUUGAAUUUAAGGCAGCAAUACAAAUCAAAAGUUCAUACAUUUCAACAAAUUAUUGAAAUUCAUAGAAUUGAAUUGAAACAGAAAGAACAAUAUUGGGAUGAAAUGUUGAAUAGUUUAAAGAAAAAGAAUAAGGAUUUAAUGAACGAAAAAAAGAAAUUAUUGGUGUUGAAUAAAGUUGAAUAUGAGAGGGUUGAAAAGGAGAAACAAACAACUGUUACUGCUUUAACGAAGCAAUUAGAUGAAACAAAUGCCAAAUUGAAAUCUGCUGAGGAAGAGCAACAUAUUGAUAAAAAAUCAAAAGUUAAAGCCGUUCGCAUUACCAAAAAGGAGGAAGCGCCUGCUCCUGUAAUAGUUGCGGAAACUCAACAAGCUAUACAACCAGUAAUUCAAGAAAACAUUAACGAGUCUUCAUUUUCCUAUAUCCCACCUGUUGCUUUAGGCCGUGAACCGACAAUAAUCGUUAAAGAUUUAGGAACUAAGGAGCGAAUCAAAAUGAACGAAGAGCGAGCCGAGAUGGUUGGCGAGAGGGAAUUGUUAUUAAAAGAAUUCGCUCAUUUGGAAGAUGAAAGAGAAAAAUUAACCGCGGAACGGCGCAUUCUACAAAAGGACUUGGAUGAUGUCCAAGAACGAGCGGCUGAGCUUAAAGCUCAAAACACUGAGUUAAUUGACAGAACUACCGACUACGAUGCUAUAAAAGCACAACUGGCAGCAUUAACCGCAGUUGUGGUUAUUGGAAAAGAUGAAAAAGAAAAAGCUCAGGCAAAGGAAGUUGAAAAAGAGGCAGAGAAAAAGCAGCUUGAACAGGAAAUUUUACAACAAUCCGACGAUCCUAAUCAGGAACUUCUGCAAGAACAGUUGGAUAAUUUAAAUGCAGAACUUCAAGCCCUAAAAGAGCUAAAAAGUGGUAGACCUAUGACAGCGGCGACUAUCCGCCCGAAAACAGCAGAUGUGAGAAUUGUUAAAGUUUUCGUUCCUGACCCUGAAAUAGUUGCCGCACUUGAAAUGGCAAGGGAUGAAAUCGAUAGUUUACGGAAACAGGUUUUAGCUAUGAAAGCAGAUAAGGCAAAAUUACAAAAUGAACUUACAAUCACUAAAUCAGAUUUAGAGAGCGUUUCUUCUGAAAGAGACAGUCUUUUACUAAUCAAUAAGGCUCUUGAGGAGAAGAAUGAAGAUUUAGAAAAAAAACUGGCUAAAAGAGAUAAGAAAAUAGCUAGUAUGAAUAGAGAUAUUGAAAAACUUAUUAAAGCUCAUGCCCAAUAUAAAAAGCAGUUUAAAAAGACUAAAACUUUAUUGGAGGUGGUCGUUUCAGAAACUAAAAGUGUUUUACAGCAAUUCAAUCCAGCUGCAAUAAAAGUUGAGGAACGUUUAGCUGAAGCAAAAAAUACUGAUAGUGAAAAUGAAAUACUCAUCGAAGGCCUUACAAUGAUACAUACAGGGGCUGCCGAAAUUAAGGAUGAAGAGGAGGAGACCGAAGCUAUUUCCGAACCGCUUGCAAAGAACGAAGACGAUUUUAAAAAUCUUGAAGAUGAACUUGCAGGAGCUGAAAAUAAAGUAAGAGAGUUGGAGAAGAAACUACUGGAACAAGAGAACAGUAGGCAAAGAGCUGAGGAUGAUAAGGAACUGCUAGGGUCUAAAGUAAAUGAAUUGGAAAGGUUACUAAAAGAUAUGGAGCAAGAGAGAGCUUCAGAUAAGGAAGCGGCGAAGAAUAAAGUGGAAGACGAUUACAGUAAUUUAGCUGAUCGAAUAGCAGAAUUAGAGAGAUUACUGGCAGCGGCUGAAAAUGAUAAAGUUGAACUAAAGAAGAAACAAGCGGAUUUACAACAAAAAAUUGAUAAACAGAAAAAGAACAUACAAAUGAUGGAAAAAGAUAUUGAAAAGCUAAUUAUCGCUCAUACACAAUAUAAGAAAAAGUUUAAGCGAACCAAGAAGCUUUUGGAACUUGUUGUCAAUGAAGCUAAAGCUGUAAAUCAAGAGAUAAACCCUGCUGCUCUGAAAGUAGAAGAACGAUUAAAUAGUGUUAAAAGUUCCGAAACUCAAGAUGAGUUGUUAGUUGAAGCCAUUACAAUGAUACAUACUGGAGCCGCCACUGUUGAAGAAGAGAGUCAAGCUGUUGCUGAACCUUUAGCAAAGACCGAUGAUGAUUAUAAGAAAUUAGAGGAAGAGCUUGCUAAAUCUGAAGAUAAUGUUGUUCAAUUGAAAAAGAAAUUGUUAGAGGAGGGAGCAGAAAAAAACAAAAUUGAAGCAGAUAGGACCAGCAUUUUAGCUAAAGUUUCUGAUUUAGAGAGUCUAUUAGCUGAGGCUGAGAAGAAAUUGGCAGACAAAGAAAGAGAUAGAGCUCUGCUGGAAGAUGCGAAUAAAGACCUCCUAGCCCGAAUAGCCGAGCUUGAGAAAUUAAUGGCAGAGAAUAAAAAAGAGAAUGAAGAUUUGAAGAAACAGAAAGCAGAUUUAAUUGAAGAAGCAAAGAGAAAAGAGGAAGAUCAUAAGAAAAUUAUGAAUUUGAAAGAGGAAAAACUACAAGAAAUGCAUAAGGAUAUUGAAGAUCUAUUGAAGCAGUAUAGUAAGAUGAAAGCUAGGCUAAAAGGAUUGGAAAAGAAGGAUAAGAAGGCUGAAAAUGAAAUAGAAGAGGAGGAAAAAGCAGUAACCGAAGUUCUCUUAAAAAAUAAUGAAGACUAUAGGAAACUAGAAGAAGAUUUAGCCGUAGCCGAAAAUAAUAUUCGUCAUCUAGAGAAGAAGUUGGCUGAAGAGGAGUCAAGGAAACAAAAUGCUGUAGAUGAAAAAGAUAACCUCUCACCGAGAUUGGCCGAAAUGGAAAGGCUAUUGAAAGAGGCUGAAAAGGAGAAAGCCGAAUUAAAAGAGAAGCAAAAUGAACUAAUUGAAGCAGCCGAAAAGAAAGAAGCAGACCAUUUGAAGCUUGUAAAGUUCAAAAACGAUAAGAUAAAGGAUAUGGAAAGGGAUAUAGUUAAGCUAGUCAAGCAGUAUAACAGGAUGAAAAACAGAAUGACAGGAAUCGAAGAGGAUAAACCAGUUGAAAGCGUUAUAGAAUUAGAGAAUCGUAUCGCAGAUUUGGAAGCGGAAUUUGAUAUAUUUGAUAAAGAGAAAAAAGAAAAGGAAGAUAGGAUUAUAGAAUUACAAAAGCAACUGAAAAAUGCUAAAAAUGAUAUAAAAGUAUCUAAAGCAGAGACAGAGAAACUUAAUGGUAAAUUAAAAGAGAAAGAGAGAGAGAUGGUCGAAAAAGAAAUGGACUUGUUGAGGCAAGUCAAAGAUAGUAAGAGAGAAUCAGAAGCCGCUUUAAAGAAGAAAGAUUUAGAUAUUAAAGAAUUACACGCUGAUAUUAAGAAAUUAAUACAGGCUCAUGAAAAAUUUAAGAAAAAAAUACCCAUUAUGAUGAUGAAAGGAGCUGUUAAUAAUGAUAAGAGUGAUAAAUUACAAAAAGAAAAUAAUGAACUCAAAGCCAAAUUACGUAGUUUACAAACGGCAAGUGCAAGACCUAAAACUGCAAAUGUUAAACUAGAGAAGGCUAUAAAAGACUUAGAAAAGAAAUUAGAAACAGCACAGGCUAAAUUAAAAACUAAAGAAACCGAAUUAAACGAAUUAGAAAAAGAGAAGAAGAAAGUUUUAACCGAAAAUAAACAAUUGGCGGACAGUUUCAAUUCUGAGAGGGUUCUUCGCAAGAAAUACUUCAACAUGGUUGAAGAUAUGAAAGGAAAGAUUCGAGUGUACUGUAGAGUACGCCCUCUGUCGGAUUCAGAGGCAAAACGCGGGAAUUUUUCAAUUGUAAAUUCAGUUGAUGAAUAUAGUAUUGGUAUUAAAACUACAAGAGGAGAAAAAGAUUUUCAAUUCGAUACCGUGUUUAUGCCAGAUACGAAUGGGAACCAAGAAAAGGUCUUUGAAGAUACCAACAACCUUGUACAAUCGGCCGUUGACGGUUACAAUGUUUGUAUCUUCGCCUAUGGACAAACAGGCUCCGGAAAAACUUUUACAAUAAUCGGAGAUCGCGACCAAAAAUUCCCUGGUAUUGCUCCAAGAUCUUUCGAAAGAAUCUUUAAUCUUAUCGAGGAAAAUUCUUCGAAGUUCACUUUUGCAGUUGCGGCUUAUAUGCUGGAAUUGUAUAAUGACAAACUUAUAGAUCUCUUUGCUAAACCAUCCCACGCAGAUGACGAUAAAUUGGAAAUUAAACGGGAUAAAAAGGGGAUGGUAUUUGUACAGGGAGCAGAAGUGAAGAGCGCUCAUAAUAGCAAAGAAUUAAUGGGGCUCUUCGAAUUGGGUUCCAAAAACAGGCAUGUGGCUUCCACGAAAAUGAACUCGGAAAGUUCUCGGUCUCAUUUAGUAAUAGGAAUUAUGAUUGAGAGCAGGAAUAAAUCGACAGGUCAAGUUUUGAAAGGUAAGCUAAGUUUAGUGGAUCUUGCCGGAUCCGAAAGAGCAGCAAAGACAGGCGCCGGCGCCGAACAAUUAAAGGAAGCCAUGUCAAUUAACAAAUCAUUAUCGGCCCUUGGCGAUGUUAUAUCGGCUUUAUCAAGCGAGCAAUCAUUCAUACCAUACCGAAAUAACAAGUUAACGAUGCUCAUGCAAGACUCUUUAGGAGGUAACUCGAAAACUCUGAUGUUUGUGAAUAUUUCCCCUGCAGAUUACAAUGCAGACGAAUCAGUUGUUUCUUUGACCUACGCAGCAAGGGUUAAAUUGAUAACGAACGACGCAACGAAGAACGCUGAGAAUAAGGAGAUUAAUAAACUAAAGGCGAUUAUUGCCAAGAUGAAGAAGGGUGAGUCGGUUGAUGUCGAAGAUUAAUCCCAGGGAAAAAACAGCUGAAAAGCAAGGAAAAAAAGGAAAAAACUAUAUCUGAAUAUCACUUGCAGUCUUCCGUUUUCAUAUGUUAAUCAAUGUGACUAAUAUCUAUCAAUUAUCUAAAAUACAACGGUAAAUAUUUAUCAA
Dimorphilus gyrociliatus is the source of this 5657-nucleotide messenger RNA. NCBI's taxonomy places the organism in Eukaryota, Metazoa, Annelida, Polychaeta, Dinophilidae. The record is from the annotation of a GenBank genome assembly.